This is a messenger RNA of Styela clava, 1956 nucleotides long. RefSeq lists its product as uncharacterized. Lineage: Eukaryota; Metazoa; Chordata; Ascidiacea; Stolidobranchia; Styelidae. The record is from RefSeq and is a predicted model, not a curated record.
AGAAGAGAUAAACAGCUUGCGCGCGGAGUUUUGCACCCAGGUCCUAUUUUUCCAAAUCACUAUCACCAAUGAGAAUAUUCUCAUUGCUAUCACCGAUUGAUUUUUCAAUAGAAAAAUAAACUUAGUUGCCUUGAUUUUGCCAGUGUAGUAGUCAAUUGUUUUCAGUGAGAUAAACGUAGAAAGGUGAGACAAUAACUAUUCCGACAUGACUUCCGCCACCUACGUCAAGCCGUAGAUUGCGCAAUGAUUUGUUUACAAUUACAUUAAUACAUUUCCAGCCGUAUUCAUCGGUUAAUCGCUGCAAGGUUUCGUAGCAAAUCGGAUGAUGCAAAAAAUGAUUUUUUCGUGGUUUUUACCCGCAGUUAGUCAUCGUUAUUACAGGGAGUUUGCUACGACAACGAUAAAAAUGAAAGAUAAAAUACCAAGAUUGCUUUUGUUUGAUAUUGAUGGCACCUUGACAAAAUCGCAUUACAAGGACUCUGUAAAUGGUCACCCAAUGGCACGUGCAUUGUCGGAGGCAUUCGGGAAGAGUAUAAAAAGGAAUGCAAUUUCUUUUGCAGGUGGAACAGAUCGCUCUAUCAUAAGAGAUGUAUUGCAAGGGAAUGGAAUAACAGAAGACAACACUACUGACUAUGAGAAAAGAGUUAUUGAAACUCUUCGUAUUUUACCAGAGUUCAUGCGAACAGGCAUUGCUGAGGGAAACUAUUCUUGGUCAGCAUUACCAAAUGUACAUAAACUAUUACAAAGAUUAUCACAGAUUGAAGAUGUGAGGUUGGCAUUGCUGACAGGUAACAUUGUAGAGGAUGCAAGAAUAAAACUUGAAUGUGCUUCUAUUGACAUUAGCCUAUUUGAGGUUGAGUCAAGUGAUGGUAAAAAAGAAUUGUUGGGUGCAUUUGGAUCUGAUCAUGAAGUCCGGAGCAAAUUGGUACCAUUCGCCAAGAAACGUUAUUCUGAUUUGAUCGGACAGCAGGUCCUAUCCCAGGACAUGAUUAUUAUUGGUGAUUCUCCCAAAGACAUUACCUGUGCCCAUGACAACGGAGUAGCUUGUGUAGCUGUUGGGACAGGACCAUCUUCAUAUGAACAUCUGACAGAUGCUGAUCAUUUGCUCAAAGAUGGUUUUAAAAAUAUAGAUGAAAGUAUUGAUGUUAUUUUACGGACUAAAAUCAUGUCAUCAUGACAUGCAAAGCUUUUACUGUGAUGAAACUUUAAGUCGGCCUACCAUUUGGCUGAAAUCAUCAUCUCUAUUAGUACUUUUUCAUGGUUUCUAUAUGCAUGAAUGUAAUUUAGUUUUAUGGUAUCUAUUUUAAAAUCGGCUUGUGUUACCUUGUAUUGCUUUUGUUAAGAAAUUAUCAGAAUCUCAAGCCGCUCUAUAUGGCAUCAAGCCAAUAUUGCAUUAUUGUUUACAUAUAUAUAUUCAGUGAAGAUAUCCAGUCUUUAAUACUAUGAUUAUGGUGCAAAAUGAAACUAGAUUGUUGAAUUUCGAAUAAAUCCAGUUGGAAUUAAUAGAAAGAGGGGUGUCCUUUUGAUUUACUCAUGAUUAUCAUAUGCAUGGCUAUAUGCCAUUUGUAUUAUGAAUUUGAAAUUUGUGUAUCACAAUAUGGUUUUUUCCCUUUGAUGAAAAGAUGCUUACACCAGGCUUGUAUUUUUCAUAUGAAAUUUCCACGGUUUAAAUUUAAUUUCAUUGUAUUAUACAGAAUAAUAUUCACCUGUAAUUUUCUGUUGUUGAGCAUGCACUUAUUUACACAUUUUGUUGGUGGCAUAAGGUGUUUCUGUCUGUACGUUUCCCUUACACCAAGGGAAUUCUCACCAAGUUUUAUAGUCUCAUUUACUGUCUGUAUUUGUGUGACUCGUUUUAAUAACAAAUGUACCGCAGAUAUAAUAUUUGAUAAGGUGUGAAACAUUGUUAUAAUCUUGCUUUAGUUUUCAAUACAAAUCGUUUUGCAUUUCUGAGCCAUA